Ctenocephalides felis (cat flea) is the source of this 1158-nucleotide messenger RNA. RefSeq names its product mitochondrial uncoupling protein 4 (gene Ucp4A). Bases 103 to 1059 code for a protein of 318 amino acids. The record is from RefSeq and is a predicted model, not a curated record. NCBI's taxonomy places the organism in Eukaryota, Metazoa, Arthropoda, Insecta, Siphonaptera, Pulicidae. The transcript is spliced from 9 exons. Gene Ontology annotation, biological process: response to cold; mitochondrial transport. Gene Ontology annotation, cellular component: mitochondrial membrane.
AUAAAUAAAUUUAUAAAGUGUUUUAAAUUUGUUUCAGUGGUGUUUUUAAUGGAUAGAUACUGUUUUUUAUUUAUUUAGCAGCAGGGCUCCUAAAGAAGAGCAAUGGCUGAGGAAUUUAAACAGCUGAAGCCCUACAAUUGGGCUGACACCAUGUGGUGCACUUAUAUGGUGUCUGUAGUGGCUGCCAGUAUUGCAGAAAUAGCAACCUAUCCUUUGGAUUUGACCAAAACUCGCCUCCAAAUUCAAGGCGAAGCCGCCAGCAAACUGACCACUGCCAAUAUUAAAUAUCGUGGAAUGCUAUCAACUGCCACUGGCAUAAUACGAGAAGAAGGCCCAACAGCCCUUUGGAGGGGCGUAGCACCCGCUUUGUACAGACAUGUGAUAUAUUCUGGUGUCCGAAUGGUGACUUACGAAACCUUAAGGGACAAAGUGUUGAAGAAGAAUGCUGAUGGAAAGACUUUUCCUGUUUGGAAAAGCGCUUUAGGUGGUGUAUCUGCAGGAGCUUUGGCUCAAUUUUUGGCAUCGCCUGCAGAUUUAGUCAAAGUUCAUGUCCAAAUGGAAGGCAAAAGGAGACUUUUGGGUUUACCUCAAAGAGUAUCAGGAGCUCACGAUGCUUUUCAAAAAAUUGUUAAAUCUGGUGGUGUACGUGGUUUGUGGAAAGGUUCAGUACCGAACGUUCAAAGAGCAGCUCUAGUCAAUUUAGGUGAUUUAACUACAUAUGAUUCGGUAAAAAGAACACUAUUAAUGAACACGGAUCUACCAGAUUCACACACAGUCCAUAUAUUCAGUAGCAUUUGUUCAGGACUGGUUGCUGCUUGUGCGGGAACACCAGCAGACGUUGUUAAAACUAGAGUCAUGAACCAGCCUACAGACGCACAUGGAAAUGGACUUCUUUACAAGAACUCAAUAGACUGUUUGAGGCAAACUGUUUCUAAAGAAGGAUUUUUUGCUUUGUACAAAGGUUUUUUGCCGGUGUGGAUAAGAAUGGCACCAUGGUCUUUAACAUUCUGGCUAAGCUUUGAGAACUCGAGAAGACUGUUGGGGGCAACGCAAUUUUGAAAUAUAAAAAUGAGGCAAAAAGGCAAAAGAGAUAGUUCAAAUUAGAGAAUAGUUAGAUGUUAAAUAUUCAGGUUUUUAUAUGGAACAAUAGUCUUAUUG